CAAGUCGACAACCAAAGUCGCGCUCACUCCGAAUGAUUUCGACGAAGUGUCAUUGGCUUACACGCCAUUUCACCUCGCCCAGAGUCAUCUUUUCCCAUGGCUUGCCUGCUAUUGUGCCCUAUAGAACCUAGCUGUCGGCGAAAAUUUGUAAGUUCACCUUCACUUUUGGUAGCUAUGCUAUUGUAAGUGCUGCAGAAUAGACGUCGUCUCAGUCCCACAUAUAAGACAGCCCUUUCGUCUCCAACUUUUCUCCAGCUUUCUCCAACCAUCUCACACACACAAAUUCAAAGACUCUUCUUACGUCUACUAUACCACUACAACACUACCAAACCCAUCCAAGACUAGAAUCCAACACAAGUCAUACAAUACCGCAACAUCCUCACCAUCACACACAUACACCCUUACCACAUUCGCGACCAAGACAAAUCGCCAGAAUGUAUGCAUCGCCCCCCGUUCGUAUGUACGGUGCCGGUGCCAAGGAGGCCGCCGACGAACGUCUCCUCGACGAGGUCAGGAGUCGUCGUCUGGCCAGCGACGCAGCCACCACCAGCGUUGUCGCCGCCGCCGCCAAGACCGCCCACCACGAGUCCGUCGAGGGCAUCCAAGAGAGACUUAUCGAGGUCCGCCGCCGCCGCCAAUUCCUGCUUGAGGAAUUGAGCAAGAACAAGGCCGCCGAAGAGACUUUACUCCGCAAGGCUGAUCGGGCUUCGGCCAUGAAGAGGAAUAUCUCGGGUUUGGCAGAGAAGAAGGAGGAGAGGGAGAGGAAGAGGAAGGCAGCUUUUGAGCAGAAGAGGUUGGAGAAGGAGAUGGGGGGUAGGCCGGUGGGUGUGGUGAAAAAGGCGCCGCAGAAGGGGCAGGCGGCGUGGAAGAGCAAGUUCAAGGACUUGUAGGCAGCGGGGUUUUUUUGGGGGCCGAUUGGAGAAGUAGGUAGAUGGUGAUGUCGUCGCCUGGCUUGAGAUUUUCCUGAAUGAAUGAUGUUUGCUGACGAUAAUGUAUGCCUUAGUCGUGAUUUACUGCCUCACACCACUGGGCGCACGAUGAUAUGUAGUUGUGAAGUCACUUUAUGUCAGCGCAGAUACUCAACCCAUUAUCACUGAAUACCUCCUGGCUACAUGAUGUCGCGACGUGCGUGCUCUAAUAAUGCGUGGUAUGCAU
Molecule: messenger RNA, 1155 nt
Organism: Alternaria rosae
Lineage: Eukaryota; Fungi; Ascomycota; Dothideomycetes; Pleosporales; Pleosporaceae
Exons: 1
Coding region: 435-890 (151 amino acids)
Source: RefSeq, a predicted model, not a curated record